Xenopus tropicalis (tropical clawed frog) is the source of this 2363-nucleotide messenger RNA. It is a transcript of the gene arhgap15, whose product is annotated as Rho GTPase activating protein 15. Bases 26 to 1678 code for a protein of 550 amino acids. Gene Ontology annotation, cellular component: membrane; cytoplasm. The record is from RefSeq and is a predicted model, not a curated record. Lineage: Eukaryota; Metazoa; Chordata; Amphibia; Anura; Pipidae. Gene Ontology annotation, biological process: signal transduction. The transcript has 15 exons. Gene Ontology annotation, molecular function: phospholipid binding; GTPase activator activity.
AGAAAAGAUCCAAACACCAGUGCCAAUGAAAUCCCACGGAAACAACAUAUGUGUACGACUUGUCAUAUUGUCAAAUUAUUGCCGCCGUUUGAACUCAAUGCAACGGAGUUACAGCUUCAUUCUGGAGCCCCCAUAUCCAGUGGGUACCCCGGUCCAGAUACUGGGCUUGUGGGAGGUCUAUGAAGACAGUUUCACAGGAAGGAAAUUUUAUGUCCAUUCCAUUAGCAAACAGAAAACAUGGAAGCCGCCAAGAUCCGCCCCACCGGUUCCACCCAAAAAUAAUAUUACGGCCUUAUCAGAAACCUGUAAUGAAACAUUCGAUUCCGAUGCCAAAGACCCUGGCGCCGUACAAAUGAGGAUCAGGAAUGCCAAUCUGAAACUGGAAAGGCUUUGCCAAGCCAAGUCCUUGGUUCUUGAUGAAGCUACCAAACCGAUCUCGCGCCAUCGAAGAAAUCAUUCGCAACAAUUCGUGUUGGACACCAGUGGCUCAGAAAAUAUUUUGGUAAAUAGAAAUAAAGAAGGAUUUUUGAAUAAAACCAAAAUAGCAGAAAAGGGCAAAAAAUUAAGGAAAAACUGGGUUACAUCCUAUACUGUGCUCUCUGGUCCAAAACUGGAGUUCUAUAAAGACGCCAAAGAUCAAACUGCAUCAGACUUGAGGUCAAGCACUAAGCAAGAACGCAUAGAUCUGCGUGGGGCUUCUGUUGAGUGGGCAAAUGAAAAAUCGAGCCGGAAGAACGUUUUCCAGAUCACAACGUUAUCAGGAAAUGAGUUCCUUUUCCAGUCAGACGCAGACAUUACCGUCCAGGAAUGGUUUCGUGCAAUCAGAAACACAAUUGACAGUUUGGGAAGAGAAAAAAAGAGUCCUCCACUGUGUGGAAACAUUGAGAAGACUUCAAAUAUAGAACUUUUACAUCUAGAAGGUGAAAACACCAAGGAGCAUAAACACGAGCAAAGAAAAUCGCUGAUAUUUAAAUUAAACUACAGUGCGUCAGACACCUCUGAGCGGAACCGGGUGAAAACUAGACUAAAGAAAUUCAUCUCCCGACGACCAUCCCUGAAAACUCUUCAAGAGAAGGGGAUUAUUAAAGAUCAAGUGUUUGGCUGUCACCUGGAGACUCUCUGCAAAAGGGAAAAUGAAACAGUGCCACGCUUCGUAACACAAUGUAUUGAGGCUGUUGAGAAGAGGGGAAUGGAUGCUGAUGGGAUAUACAGAGUCAGUGGGAACCUGUCCACGAUACAGAAACUACGAUUUAUUGUAAAUCAGGAAGAGAAGCUGAAUUUGGAUGACAGCCAGUGGGACGACAUCCACGUUGUCACCGGAGCACUCAAGAUGUUUUUCCGAGAGCUGCCUGAGCCCCUGUUCCCAUACCGCUUCUUCGAGCAGUUUGUAGAAGCAAUAAAACUGCAGGAAAGUCAUCUUCGUGUCAAAGCGCUGAGAGACCUUGUGUGGAACUUACCACCGGCCAACCGCAACACCAUGAAAGCUCUUUUUGAGCAUCUCAGAAAGAUUGUGGCCAAGGCGUCUGUGAACCUUAUGUCAACACAAAGCCUAGGAAUCGUUUUCGGACCAACGCUUCUUAGACCAGAGAGCGACAUGGGAAACAUGGCCGUUUGCAUGGUUUACCAAAAUCAGAUAGUCGAAAUUAUGUUAACCGAAUUUGAUAAAAUAUUCUCUUGAAAAAAGCUCAACUGAGCAGGAUUGGUAUCUAAAUGUUCACAUAGAUCAUGGUUUUCUGCUUGUUUAGAAAUAAUAGAAAGUUCAUGAAAAGAUCUGCAGAAAGAUGGCAACCUCUUUAUAAUUUGGUAGUUACGACCUAAACAAUGUUUACUAUACCACAAAGUGCAUUGAUUCAAGAGUUAAUACUGAUAACUAGACAACCCUCCCAUACACCUGGUUUUUUCCAUAGCAUAGUGCUCUAUACGCCAUAUAACUGUUUAUUUUGGCUCUUCCAGCAGAGGGGGAGUUGACAUCUCCUGAUCUCCUUUCUGAUGAUUGGCAUAUGAUUAGCAACACCACGGGCACAGUCAGCAGAACAGAUGAUGUUUUAACUAAUGACUCCCACAUACCAAGUCUAAACAUUGUACUGUCUUCGUUAAUAUACAACAUUGUUCCUUUUUAAUUCUACACUUUGAACAAUACUCUUAGAUAUCAAGGCUUGUUUACAACGUAACACGUCUAAAUAUGUCUUAUCAUAAGGGCGACUUCAUAUACAGUGUAUUCUGAUGAAAAAUUAUAGAUCUAAGAAUGCGUUAUUGUUAUAUUGGGUAUUUCACCUUAAUACCUACUUUUAUACUAUACAGUCAUGUCACAGGAAAAUAAAUAAAUCUAUAUAUACAGGUAUAGGACCCCUUAUCCAGAAUGC